AUGGGAUCUUCUUCUGCAACUUUAAGGAGCAAUGUUUUCCUUCCAACUGACAAAGAACGCAUUUGCCAGAUUAAGUUUUAUUAUUGGAUCAGUCAAAUGAAUGGAACGUUGAUGGUGGGGCUUCAAAAGCACUCUGAGGAUGCCAUCAAAAACAUCUGGCAAGAUUCGGCAGAACAGCAAAAUCAGUGGAAAGCAAAUAUGAUCGCAAUCAAUAGCACUGAAAAGUUUGAGGUUAUUUUUUGGGGGAUGGUAGAGAAGCAGGGACGAGAUGAAACCAUUGCCAUUGACGAUGUUUCUUUCAGUGAAGGAUGCUUUCCAGAAUUUGCACAGCAGGCUUCCAGUUUUGAGCUUGACAUGUGUGAGUGGAAUUCAGAUCAAGCAGCUGUGCCCACUUCAUGGGCGCAUCUGCAAGCAGGGCACAAGCUUGCCUCCCUUUCCUCUCUGAAAGACCGAAGCAACGAUGCUGAAGGCCAUUUUGUGUGGGUAGAAGCUAAUGACAACACAUUAUACAAAAGUGCUUAUCUUAACAGCUCUAUGUGUCAUUGCUUCGGCAAGAAUUGCCAUUUUCAAUUUCAUUACUCCAUGGCAGAAGGCAGCUUUCUCAAGGCAGUGCUGUAUACUAAUCAGGAAGAACGUAUUUUGUGGGAAACCAGCAUAAUGACUAAGAAGGAAUGGGUCAAAGUGGAUGUACAGAUACCAGAAGAGCUGGAAAAAUUAAAGCUUACGUUUAAAGGAGCAGUUCAGAGCAGAGAAGGUUUUAUCUGUCUGAAUAACAUCCAGCUCAUGGACACUACGCCACCAGAGCCACCAGGUUUCUGCUCCUCAGAAGAAUUCAGCUGCGCCGACGGCCAGGCUAUCAAACGAGGAUCAGCCUGUGACUCCCACCCAGACUGUUGUGAUGGAAGUGAUGAGGCUCCAGCAGCUUGCUCUAAUUAUACUAUGUGUAAUUUUGAAACUGACUUUUGUGGAUGGAAGCCACUAAGUACCGCUGAUGCUCAGUGGAAUAUAAUGAAAGGACAGGCUCCCCUUGACGCAAGACUCCGUGACCAGGAUCAUACAACUAAUACUGAACAUGGAGCAUUCAUCUACUUUGAUGGAUCACAACGGAGGAACACCGAGAUAGCCAUGUCUCACUUGGGGAGUCCUUUCCUCAUCAAGCUGUCCCCUGGACUUUCCUGUUGUCAGGUAAGAUUUUGGUAUCAGUUAUCCCAGGACUCCCAGCUUUCUCUCUUGAGGACAACUGCCCUGGGUGGAGGUUUGGAAAAACUGUGUGACAUUUCAGGAUUGCCUGAGAUGCAGUGGACAAAAGCCAGUAUACCUGUAGAAACUGUAGUUGAGGACUUACCUUUUCAGAUCAUUUUACGAGCUACAAUUCUAUCAAAAAAUGCUACAGUUGCUGUUGAUGAUAUCAGUGUAACAGAGGAAUGUGCAGUUAUGAAUAAACCACUUUCAAGUAUCAGCCAAGAAAGCAAAGGGGAAACAGAGUUUGCAGGCACUAAUUCUUCAUCUUUUUACUGUCCACCGGGACUUAUUUCAUGUGGGAAUGGAGAAUGUAUUUCAUCUGACAAAUUUUGUGAUUUUACGUCUGAUUGUUCAAAUAGCUAUGAUGAAGCCACCUGCCCUGCUGUAUGUGACUUUGAAACAAACAACUGUGGUUGGCUUGAAACUGUAAAUGAAGACGAAUUUGACUGGAUAAGAAAUUCCAGUAGUGCUCUUCCACCUGCUUUUCAGACGCAAGCUCCUCAGCAGGAUCACACCUACAACAGGUCUGAAGGUCAUUUUAUGUUCAUUCUGAAAAACAGUAGCAACAUUGCACAAGUUGCUCAGCUUCGAAGCCCAAGGUUCAGCCAAACUGGAUCAAGUUGCACAGUGUCUUUCUGGUAUUACAAUUAUGGACAGUCAGUUGGAGCAGCAGAGAUGCAAUUGCUUGUGGAUGGGCUGAAAGAGCCUACUGUGCUUUGGAGGAUAUAUUACAACCAGGGAAAUCAAUGGUUGAAGGCAUUCAUUCAGCUUGGACGGCUUCCACAUCCUUUCCAAUUAUCGCUUGAUAAAAUAAGUUUAGGUUUUUAUGAUGGCAUCUCAGCAAUUGAUGAUAUUAUGUUUGAAAAUUGUGCUCUUCCACCUCCAGCAAUAAGCUGUGAGGGUCCUGGCCAUUUCUGGUGCAGAGACACAAAAGCAUGUAUUGAUAGUUUAUUGGUGUGUGAUCUCGUGGAUAACUGCGGGGAUGGAUCAGAUGAAGACAACUGUAACCCUGACCUACAGUGCAACUUUGAAAAUGGGCUGUGCAAUUGGGAGCAGGACGUAGAGGAUGACUUUGACUGGAUCAGAAAACAGGGUCCCACCCCCACGUUUAAUACAGGCCCGUUAAAGGAUCACACAACAGGCACGGUCAAGGGACACUACCUCUACAUGGAAUCCUCAGGACCUUAUGUAUUCCAAAAUAAAGCAGUUUUGCUUAGUCCUGUCUUCAACCCCUAUGGCAACGAAACCUGCAUUUUCCGCUUUCAUUAUCAUAUGUUUGGAAAGCAAGUUUAUAAGCUGUCAGUCUUCCAGAGAACUGUGAGUAACACCAGAGGACAGCUGCUGUGGUACAAGUUUGGAGAUCAAGGCAACAGAUGGAUAAGACAGACACUCCACAUCAACAGCUCCAAACCGUUUCAGAUCUUGGUGGAAGGUACUGUAGGAGAUGGUUUCACUGGCGACAUUGGAAUUGAUGACUUGUCCUUUUUAUCAUGUACUCUUUACAAUGGAAACUUGCCAGCAAUCUCUACAACUCCAUUAGGAACUUCAGUUCCUGCCACGCUGCCCAUGAACAACUGCACAGAGGAGGAGUUUGUCUGUAGAGACUCUGGCAAUUGCAUCCAGAUGAUCCAGAAGUGUGAUUUUAGGCCUGACUGCUCUGAUAAGUCUGAUGAGUCAGGUUGUGCUAUGCAAUUCUGCAAUUUUGAAGAUAAAACCCUGUGCGGAUGGUAUCAGCCAGCCUUAGAAGAGGCAUCAGGAACUGAUUCCAUCCACUCCACAAAUACAUUCAAGUGGGGACUUGGAAGAGGAGCAAACCUCUUCCCUGGGCAAGAAAAACACAGCCCAUCAACUGAUCAUACUACGUUUACUGAAGAAGGCUGGUAUCUCUUUGCAGACAGCUCGAAUGGAGAAUUUGGUCAGAUUGCCGACAUUGCUACCCCAGUCAUCUCCCUUACUGGGCCCAAAUGCAAAAUGGUAUUCUGGAACCAUAUGACCGGUGCAACAGUAGGUUCUCUGCAGGUAUUCAGUAAAACUGGUAACAUGACUUCUAAACUGUGGACUCAGAGUGGCAGCCAAGGUACACAGUGGAACAGAGCAGAAGUGUUCUUAGGCGUUCGUUCAAGUUUUCAGGUUGUUUUCAGGGCAAUACGUGGUGUCAGUUACAUGGGAGAUGUGGCAGUGGAUGAUAUUACCUUUGAAGAUUGUUCCCCUUUGCUCAUCCCAGACAGACCUUGCACAUUAGAUGAAUUCACCUGUGCCAACAAGUACUGCACCCCAAAGGAUAACCUGUGUGAUUUUGUAAAUGACUGCGCAGAUAACUCAGAUGAGAGCCCUAACAUUUGCAGCACAUCUAUUGGGCGCUGUGAUUUUGAGUUCGAUCUUUGUGACUGGAAGCAGGAUGAAAAUGAUGACUUUAACUGGAACCUCAGAACUAGCAGUACUCCAAAAAUGGGCACUGGACCAGCUGGUGAUCAUACCUUGCAAGAGUCAUCUGGACACUACAUUUUUAUAAAGAGUUCAUUUCUUCAGUUGCCAGGACAGAAAGCCAGGAUUUCUAGUCCUGUGCUAAGCAGGAGGAGUAAAAACUGCAAGAUACUUUUCUAUUACUAUAUGUAUGGAGUUCAUAUUGGAUCAUUGAUCGUCUACCAGAGGACUAUAGCAGAAAAAGAAAAAAUCCUCCUAAGUCUCACAGGAAACCAGGGAAAUUUCUGGCAGGGCAAGGCAUUGACCCUGGAUGGAGAUGAAGAUUUCCAAGUUAUCUUUGAAGGGACAGUUGGAAAAGGUCCCACAGGUAACAUAGCACUUGAUGACCUCACCUUAUCCAGGGAGUGCUUACCAUCCCAGGAGUUUUUACCAGCAGAGCCCACAGCAUUGCCUACUGCAGGCCCCUGCUCACAUGGCUAUUGGGAAUGUCAGAACGGCAAGUGUUACAGACCAGAACAAAGCUGCGAUUUUGUAGACGACUGUGGGGAUAAUACGGAUGAGAAUGAAUGCGGAACUUCCUGCACCUUUGAGAAAGGCAGAUGUGGCUGGCAAAAUUCCCUGGCAGACAACUUCGAAUGGGUGCUAGGGGUCGGCUCGCCUCAAAGUCUUAGACCCCCCAGGGAUCACACGCUUGGAAAUAGAACUGGACAAUUCCUGUAUCUUGAGGCUACUCCAAUAGGCCUAGAAAAUGAAAAAGCCCAUGUGCAGAGUUCCAGGUGGAGGGAGUCAAGCAAGACUUGUGUGAUGAGCUUCUGGUACUUCAUUUCAUCAAAAGCCACAGGACAUAUUCAAGUUCUCAUUAAGACUGAUGACGGAAUGGUGAAAAUAUGGAGUGACUCAGAAAGUCAUGGUGAAGAAUGGAAGAAAGCUGAGUUACACCUGGGGAAGCUGAGGAACUUUGAAGUUCUUUUUGAAGGCAUUCGCACCAGAGACCUAGGAGGAGGAGCGGCAAUAGAUGACAUAGAGUUCAAGAACUGCACCACAAUUGGAGAGAAUCCAAGGCAAUGCCCUGCACUCAGUGAUUUUGUGUGUUGGAACAAGAAUUGCAUAGAGUCUCAGUUUGUCUGUGACUAUAAACCAGACUGUGAAGACCUGUCAGAUGAAGCUGACUGCAGUUACUAUACAAGUAUUCCUGGAAGCUGCAACUUUGAAUCACAAGAUCAAGAGUGGACCACUCUGUGUGGAUUAACACAGGAGUCUAGUGAUGAUUUUGACUGGAAUAUUAGCAACAGUGCUGUCACUGGACAAACAGGUCCUGAUGCUGACCAUACACCAGGUAAAGGACAGCAUUUUUUGUAUGCAAACUCAUCUGCCCAGAAGGAAGGAAACAGAGCAAGGAUAAUUACUACCAAAUUCUUCCCUCCCAGCCUUGGGCUCUGUAGAGUUCGGUUCUGGUUCUGGCUGUUUGCUUCUAGGCAAACAGGAGUCUUAAAGGUAUACACAGUUGAAGAACACGGAAUGGAAAUUCUUAUGUGGUCUUCUAGUAGAAAUGAAGAAAACAAGUGGAUGUAUGCAAAUGUGGUCCUCUCCAGCAACAGCCCUUUCAGAGUUGCAUUUGAAGCUGAAGUGGGGUGGAGCGAAUCUACGGAAUUUGCUCUUGAUGAUAUUUCUUUCACCCCAGAAUGUGUUAAUGGAGGACCAGCUGAUCCCUACCCUCCAACUUGCAGUAGUGACCAGUUCACAUGUGCAUACGUGCAGCAGUGUUUGCCCCUCACUGCAAAAUGUAAUGAGGCUGAAGACUGUGCAGAUGGAAGUGAUGAAAUGAACUGUCUCACAAAGAUCCCUACCAGUAUGUCUCCGGGAUCCUGCAAACAAACAGAGAUCCUGUGUCCUUCCAAAGGGUGCAUCCCAUCCCUCCUGAAAUGUGAUGGUGUGCCUGACUGCCAGCUGGAUGAAGAUGAAGUCGACUGCCCCAUGAAAGAUUGUUCCAAUGGUUCCUUGUUGUGUGUGACAACUAAGCAAUGUAUUCCAGUCUCCCAGCGUUGUGAUGGUAUUGUAGACUGUGCUGAUUUCAGUCCUGAUGAAUCCAGCUGUUCAGAUUGUCCUGAAGACUACUGCAAAAAUGGUGGAACCUGUGUCAUCAGAGAUGCUGUUCCUUUAUGCCAAUGUGGAAAAGAAUGGAAAGGAAAUCGUUGCCACCUAAGCGCUAAGCCUCUUCAACAUCCAGCUCCCAGUCUCCUUUCAAAUGAUAUUUGGAUUGGGCUGGGUGUCGGUUUCUUGCUGAUUGAAAUUACAGUCGCUGCCUUCUGUUUCCUUUUGAAGAAGAAAGUGCCAGAAACGAACCUGGAAGAAAAUCCUAAUACUUCAUUUGCCAAUCCUUUGUACAAAGACCUUAGUCCAUCUGGGAGCUUAAAGCCUCAUGGGUCUGCUGCUUCACCUGUUGUUCAAAUCAGUGUUUCUCCAUGGCACGAGAAUCUUUCUAAUAAAGAUGUGAAUGCUACUUCUUUUCCAAAUCCUCUCUAUGGUGAGGCAGCAGAAGACCUGGAGAAACUAUGCCGUUUCAUGAAAACAGACAUAAAACAGGAUUAAUAUUGCAAUUAAUAUUGUUAUUCUUUGCCUGAAGAUUUUUUCUAAACUCUGAAAAUAUGUCAUGAUAUUGUCGCAUUUGCAAAAUGAAUGAACAUGGAAUAACUCUUCUAGUAGAAUAAGUGUGCACAGAAUGUAACAUUGCA
Struthio camelus australis is the source of this 6398-nucleotide messenger RNA. It is a transcript of the gene MALRD1, whose product is annotated as MAM and LDL receptor class A domain containing 1. The record is from RefSeq and is a predicted model, not a curated record. Gene Ontology annotation, molecular function: protein binding. NCBI's taxonomy places the organism in Eukaryota, Metazoa, Chordata, Aves, Struthioniformes, Struthionidae. Gene Ontology annotation, cellular component: membrane.